GAGUGAGAAGAGAAGGUCCACAGAGGAGCACAACUUGCAAUCGUGUAGUAAUGCAGCAACAUCAGACUGGAAUGCGAGCCCUACUAACCUAUAAUUGAGGCAUCAAUUUAUUCACUCGGUUCUAUGCACCAAUAUAUACCCUUAAAUACAUAUAUAGAUACUAGCUCUUUGACCUUUCCGAGAGAGAGAGAGACAGAGAGACAGAGAGAGGGAGGACUAAACCCAUUAUGGAAGGUCCAAUGGUGUUCCAAAAUGUAGUCCUUAAUCUCUUCAUGUCCUUACUCUUUUUCUCUUCAACCAUCACCACUGCCAUUGCUGCCUUGCCAAAACAACAAGAGCUAGAUCGAAUUUCAGCACUGCCUGGACAACCACCAGUCACAUUUUCUCAAUUUUCUGGCUACAUUACGGUCAACAAGCAACAUGGACGAGCUCUCUUCUACUGGUUGACUGAAGCCACUUCUUUUCCUGAAAAGAAACCUCUUGUUCUUUGGCUCAAUGGAGGGCCAGGUUGUUCAUCGGUAGCAUAUGGAGCAUCGGAGGAAAUCGGGCCAUUUAGGAUUAACAGGACCGGUUUAUCUCUUUAUCUCAAUAAGUAUUCCUGGAAUAGAGAAGCAAAUAUUUUAUUUCUUGAAUCGCCUGCUGGUGUUGGUUUUUCAUACACAAAUACAAGCUCUGAUCUUAAUGAUUCUGGAGAUAAACGGACCGCUCAAGAUGCUCUAGCAUUUCUAAUUAGAUGGAUGUCAAGAUUUCCACAAUACAAGCAUCGAGAAUUCUACAUCGCUGGGGAGAGCUAUGCUGGGCAUUAUGUUCCCCAGUUGGCAAAGAAAAUUGUUGAAUAUAAUAAGGCACUCUUGCGACCCAUCUUCAACCUUAAAGGAUUUAUAGUGGGAAAUGCUGUAACUGAUAGCUACUAUGACAACAUUGGAACUGUGACAUAUUGGUGGAGCCAUUCAAUGAUAUCUGAUACAAGCUAUCGAUCAAUUCUCAAGAAUUGCAAUUUCAAAGGGGUACAAUCAUCACAGCAAUGUGAUGAUACAGUGAGCUAUGCCGUGAACAAUGAGCUUGGAAACAUAGAUCAAUACAGUAUUUAUACACCAUCUUGCAUUGCAUUGCAUAAUAACACUAUGAGGUCUAUAAGGCUCAAAAAUACUCUAUUGCAUCGAAGGAUUUCUGGGUAUGAUCCAUGUAUUGAGAAUUAUGCAGAGAAGUAUUAUAAUCGCCCGGAAGUGCAAAAGGCAAUGCAUGCAAAUGUUACUAGAAUUCCUUACAAAUGGACUGCUUGCAGUGACGUUCUCAUCAAAAGUUGGAAUGAUUCUGAAUUUUCUAUGUUACCGACAUACAAGAAGCUGAUUGCAGCUGGUUUAAGAAUAUGGGUUUUCAGUGGGGACACAGAUGCAGUGGUUCCAGUGACUGCCACUAGGUUCUCCCUCAACCAUCUCAAUCUCACUGUUAAAACUCGGUGGUAUCCAUGGUACGCAGGUGAUCAGGUAGGAGGAUGGACAGAGGUGUACAAUGGGCUAACUUUUGCUUCAGUGAGAGGGGCUGGCCACGAGGUUCCACUAUUUCAACCCAAGCGAGCAUUUAUUCUUUUCAAAUCUUUUUUGACAGGGAAGGAAUUGCCAAAAUCUUAUUCUUGACAAAUUACUUGGAGAUGAUAACUAUUUGAGCAACUUGUUAAAGUGUAAUUGUUUCAAGUAGCAUGAAAUUCCAUAUAAUGUUGGCUGAACUGGCUAGAAUAGGAACCAUUCAUUGAAAACUAGCAUUAAUAAUUUCAUGACAUGUAUUUAAUUCGCCAUAAUUUGCUUAAUCUGUAUUCCCAGGAGGCCUCUCCAUUUCAAAUGGUUUCAUUUCAUGAUUUGGAUUUAUGAUAUAUUGCAAAUCCAAAAUUA
Quercus lobata is the source of this 1889-nucleotide messenger RNA. It is a transcript of the gene BRS1, whose product is annotated as alpha/beta-Hydrolases superfamily protein. The transcript is spliced from 9 exons. The record is from RefSeq and is a predicted model, not a curated record. The coding region runs from base 228 to 1637 and encodes 469 amino acids. NCBI's taxonomy places the organism in Eukaryota, Viridiplantae, Streptophyta, Magnoliopsida, Fagales, Fagaceae. Gene Ontology annotation, biological process: brassinosteroid mediated signaling pathway; proteolysis. Gene Ontology annotation, molecular function: serine-type carboxypeptidase activity.